Messenger RNA from Owenia fusiformis, 1890 nucleotides. NCBI's taxonomy places the organism in Eukaryota, Metazoa, Annelida, Polychaeta, Sabellida, Oweniidae. The record is from the annotation of a GenBank genome assembly.
ACAAAGUUUCGAGGAGUUGCCUGUUGUUCACUUAUCACAUGCUUGAUCAUAUGAUGAUACUUAGCAUUACAUUUACAGUACCCCAGUUUUCUUUCAACUUUCAUGCACCAUUUUACAGCUUUCAGAUUUGCAGUUCAAUAGAUGCCUUUUAUCCAGCAAGUGUAACUAAGUGGUAUCGUUGAUCUCACUUUGAGUGAAAAAGUUGAGCUAGAUGUAGAAUUAAAGAUUUGUUUAAAUCUACACAACGCUUUGAAAGGAGGUACAGAAGGCUUCGGGAAAGAAGGCACGAGAAGCUUUGGAAAAUCUGAAACAAUCAAAGUUACAUUCCUGAGCUGAAAGACCUGCAGAAUGAUUGGAAGACAAUUUGCGUUUGCUAUUCUAGUAGCUCUUCAAAUCGAUCUCAUUUCUGGAUUUGGUACAAACUAUUGGAAGAUUCGUGAGCAAGUAGAAGAGCAUCGAGAUAAUGUCAUGCGAAAAAAUAUCAAGCAAAUGUAUCAUCCUAGAUUUCCAUCUAGUUUUGAGCCAAAGCCUCUACCUGAGAUGUACUUCACACAACCCAUGGAUCACUUUGAUCCUACCAUCAAGGAGACAUAUCAGCAGAGAUAUUUUGUGAACAAGGAGUUUUGGAAAACUAAUGGCCCAGUGUUUCUCUAUAUUGGUGGGGAAGGAGAAAUCUCAUCCUUAGCAAUUCAAGGAGGUGAAACAUAUGUCCUUGCCAAGCAGUAUGGAGCUCUCAUGUUUGCUGUUGAGCACAGGUUCUAUGGAAAGAGCAUAAAUGAAGAUGGGCUAAAGUUGAGCAGUCUGCAGUACCUCUCUAGUCAACAGGCAUUAGCUGAUCUUGCUUCAUUUCACCGGUUUGCAGAAAAGGAAUAUGGGUUAACAGAACAAAAUACUUGGGUCUGUUUCGGUGGUUCUUACCCUGGGGCUUUGUCUGCAUGGUUCAGAUUGAAGUAUCCUCAUCUAGUGUAUGGGGCCAUUGCUAGCUCAGCCCCUGUUAGGGCUAAGGCCAAUUUUGAAGGUUAUAAUUCUGUGGUAGCUGAGAGCCUUGCUACUCCACUUGUGAAUGGCUCUGAGAAGUGUGCAUUAGCUGUACAGAGUGCAUUCAAGACAGUGGACACCAUGCUGGACAUGGAGCUUUACUCACAGCUAGAGACAGACUUCAAGUCAUGUGGGAGCAUAAGCCAACAUGCAGAUACAUUCCAGUUUGUUAGCAAUUUAGCUGAUCCUUUUAUGGGCACAGUGCAGUACAAUGAUGAAGGGGCUGGCUACAAUAUUACCUCCAUUUGUGAUGACAUGUUAGCAAAGACAUCUCCAUACCAGAGUCUCAGAUAUCUAUAUGAGAAAAUGUUGAACAGAACUGAACAAAAGUGUGCUGACAAUUCAUGGGAGAACUUCAUUAAGCAGCUGAGUAAUACCACGGUGGUGAAAGGUGGCGGUGUAGGCAUACGUCAGUGGCUCUACCAGACAUGUACACAAUUUGGAUAUUAUCAAUCCUGUGAUGCCAAUACGACUUGUAUAUUCUCUCGCUAUAUGGACUUUGGUCAUAAUAUAGACAUCUGUCAGCAGGUGUAUGGAGUAUCAGGUGAUGAGGUGUUUAAGAGAGUAGAAUUCACGAACUCUUACUAUGGAGGUGACCACCCUCGUGGAACUCGUAUUGUUUUUGUUAAUGGUUCUAUUGAUCCAUGGCAUGCCCUCAGUAUUCUCCAAAAUGAGACUGCAACAGAGACUGCCAUCUAUAUCCAGGGGACUGCUCAUUGUGCAAACAUGCAUGAUGAUGCCCCCAGAGACCUGCCAGCUUUAAGGCAGGCUAGAAAAGAGAUCUCAGAUCAAAUAGGUGCCUGGUUGAAGGAAGCAAAUAGAAAGAAGGAUACAACAUUGUAUUUUGUAUGA